AUGUUCCUAGGCAAGAUAAAUUCAAGUAACAAACAUGCUAUUUUAGUUGUACUGGAGAGUAUACAGUCUGGAGGGAUUGAUGGAUUAAUUAUGAAUCUAUUUCCGACUGAAAAUCGCAGUUUAUUAAGGAUAAACGUUAAAUCUUCUUUAGCUAUGUUAGACUUCCUAUUUUACAGGACUAAAGUAAUAAGUAUGCGAGGAUCAUACACUGCAAAAGAUUAUAACAAACUUGCAAUUAUAAAAUAUUUACUAAAGUCCGAAUCGUCUACAUUUAUUGUUGAUGUAUGCAAAUAUUAUUAUGCUGAAUUUAAUCAAGUUUUAGCACAACAACUACCAUCGCCGAUCACAAAAGGUAAUUGGUACAACUUACAAAAAUAUUUCCAUAUACUUUUACAAAACGGCACCAAGAUAGACGCUGUUUCGGGCUGGUUGUUAUAUGCGUCGUAUUAUUAUGUAACAGGAAAGUUCCAUAUAACAUUAAGACUUACGGAUUAUGUUCUAUCAAUAUGGUCACCUGACAUGAUGUUGGACUCUGAGUACGACUGGGAACUACACACACGUCGUUACAGACAAAAUACACAUUCUACAAUUACAUUGAAUGACAGGAUGAAAAUGUAUACUAUACGCGAUGUCAUCUACACUAUGAACUCAUCAUUAAUUCCAAAAGAACUUCAGCUGGAGGUUGAAACAGGAGCAUUUUUCAUACCACCUAUCGUAAUGUCCCACUGCCUUAAUUUCCUAUCCUAUCAUCAUCUUGGUGAUAUCGUCAACAGACAAAAGUCUUUACAUGAUUUACAUCUAACAGUGAAAAAUAGAUAUUCAAUUUCAACAAGCUGUUUAUCUGAUUCGAUAACAAUAGUUGGAAUAUGCUAUGAGAUAUCCGGUGCUAAAGACACAGCCUAUCAGUGCUAUGAAGAAGCAUUGCAAAUGGGUUGUCAUUUUUCUAGAACAGCUGACAUAAGAAAAUCAAAACUGCUUAGCAAUACAUUUGAGUUUUGA
Mytilus trossulus (common blue mussel) is the source of this 999-nucleotide messenger RNA. RefSeq lists its product as uncharacterized. NCBI's taxonomy places the organism in Eukaryota, Metazoa, Mollusca, Bivalvia, Mytilida, Mytilidae. The record is from RefSeq and is a predicted model, not a curated record. The transcript has a single exon. The coding region runs from base 1 to 999 and encodes 332 amino acids.